GACUUGAUAAACGGAACUUGUUGUCGACGGGCUUCAAUACUAAUACGUGUAUGCUCCGCUUGCAACCAUGUGCUUCUCACCUUUUUUUUUUUUUGAUUCAUGAGGCGGAAGCGAGAAACACGCACUGGAAGAGGCAAACUUAACCCAAUUCAAUUUUAAAAAUCAUAAUGAAACGGGAUGCACAAUGGUAAGUUAUCAUGCUUAUUGUUCCUUGUUCUAAUUCGGUCCACACAACAAUCCUAUAAAAAGCCAGUCCCAACGCCCCUCUCAUGGUCCUUCGCUCUCUGUGAUACAUCAAGCUCCUUUGUCUGUGCAUCACAAUCACGGUGAUCGCCUAUUCAGCAAUCACUUAUUUGAACUCUCGCUGAGCGAGUCUUCUUGUUGUUAACCUUUAUCUUCUCCUUCUCUUCCCGCCCUUCCUCAUCUCUAUCUUCUUUUUUCGACAUCCGUUUACGUUUCACUCAUCCACUAUGAUGCUCCGAACACUUGUCCAACUCCUCCCCGCCCUCGCCAUCUCCACUCUUGUCUCAGCUCAUGGAUUCGUACAACAGGUCACAAUCGACGGCACCGUCUACAAGGGCAAUAACUUGAAUGUGGAGACCCCUGCUGCUUCUAUCAUCCGUCUUGUCAGCACAAACAGCCCCGUAAAGGGUGCUACAAACCCAGCCAUCAAUUGUGGGCAAGACGCUCAGUUCGGUUCCCUAGUCGGAAAUGCGAACCCUGGCUCUCAGCUCGAGAUUCUCUGGGUCGGCGGAACAGACGGCACAUCUAACUGGCCUCAUAACACAGGUCCGCUGAUGCACUACAUGGCCAAGUGCGACGGUUCUUGCUCUACAUACAACUCGACGAAUGCCGAGUGGUUCAAGAUCUCUGAGCUCGGUCUCGAGCCCAACGGCAAUACCUGGUACCAGGCAAGCCUUAACUCCCGAGCUCCCGCAAACGUGACGAUCCCGAGCACCCUCGCGCCCGGAAAUUAUCUGCUUCGCGCGGAGAUUAUCGCUCUCCAACUUGCAAUGUCAGAGGGAGGUGCUGAAUUCUACCCUGCGUGCAUUCAACUCCAAAUUGGCGGUGAUCAGACUCAGGGCCCGACUUCGAGCGAAGAGUGCACAUUCCCUGGUUGCUACACUGAUACUGAUCCCGGUAUCCUGACGCCAAAUAUCUACAACCCUCCCAUCGAGUACACGUUCCCUGGUCCUGCUGUUGCAACCUUCGCGAAUACCGGCUCGAGCUCUACUCUGUCUUCCCCUACUUCCGCAUCGGGUUCCUCAUUCAACCCUACAUCAACGCUUGCUAACGGCCCUGCUUCCACUGUUAUCGCUUCCCCACCAUCCACCACGUCGAAUUCAACAGCAACAGCAACAGGCACGUGCAUGCUUAGUGCCCGCUCCAAGGAAGAUGCUGUCAAGCGAAACAGCAGGACCAAGCGGAUGCACAAGCAGAGACUCGUCCGUUCGCACUAA
Molecule: messenger RNA, 1460 nt
Organism: Suillus paluster
Lineage: Eukaryota; Fungi; Basidiomycota; Agaricomycetes; Boletales; Suillaceae
Product: glycoside hydrolase family 61 protein J
Exons: 4
Coding region: 471-1460 (329 amino acids)
Source: RefSeq, a predicted model, not a curated record